Molecule: messenger RNA, 537 nt
Organism: Olea europaea var. sylvestris
Lineage: Eukaryota; Viridiplantae; Streptophyta; Magnoliopsida; Lamiales; Oleaceae
Product: E3 ubiquitin-protein ligase EL5-like
Exons: 1
Coding region: 1-537 (178 amino acids)
Biological process (GO): protein ubiquitination
Source: RefSeq, a predicted model, not a curated record
AUGUCGGGAAGUUGUGUUUUUACCAUUGUAAAUGCAGUCAAGUUCAAGGAAGAAGUUCCCACAACGAGUAGCAAGAACUUGAUAGCCACCACUCUAUUAAUUGCCUCCUCUCUCGUGUUCUUCCAGCGUCAUGGGAAAAUAAGGGCGUCUUUACAUUUGUUGGCUGGUACAAUAUUCAAGUAUCGGGAUCAAGAUGCUGCAACGACGACAGAAAAGCUCGAGGAAGAAGGCGGCCUGCAACUCGAUUGCGUCGUAUGCCUGAGCCGAGUGUCUCGGGGUGAUAAAUACAAGAUCCUUCCGACAUGCAAGCAUGGAUUUCAUGUAAAUUGUAUUGAUGCUUGGCUGCAAAGGCAUUCUACUUGUCCGCUUUGUAGAUGUCCAGUUCCUCGUACUCCCAUCCAGUACUGUUCCAUUAGUACUCAGGAUCCAAAUUUCGAUGCUUUGAUUUCUUAUCUUCUUCGUUUGUUGGAUCAUGUUCGGACAUGGCUGAUGGACCCUCUCGAUGCUUUAAGCGAGGACCGUCUUCGUUCUCCUUGA